AUGACCCAAAUGGUGAAAUGGAAUACAUUUAUUAUAUUUGCUAAAGACGCAAACCGAGAAGGGGCCAAGCUCUCGGCCAACCACUUUGUGGGCCAAGAUGGGAAUCCCGAAGGCGCUGACAAGCUGAACGAGCGCCCCGGGAACACCAGACCGAGACUCAGCAGGGACAGGGCCCAGCUUUCUUACGGACAGCGGCCAGGAGCUGCUUUUUUUUUUGUGCUGCUGCUUCACGGUGCCACCGCUCGGCGCUUUAUCCGGGAAGGCCUCGGUCUGUCCCCACAAGGUCGGGAGCAGCAGCGGUUCUCUCAGCGCCAAGUUCUCCAUUUCCAGCAAGAUCUCCGCUCUCCCCGGGGCCUGCUGAGCCCGCUCUGCCCUUGCCCCGCCUCCGGGGCUCCCGGGCUGCACAGGUGCCGGGAGCUGGGAGAAGGGCCUCGAACAGGGGAAGGGGCAGUUGCGCGGCCGCCUCUGGCGCGGCCCCCGGCGGGGGCGGCCCCCGGGAAGGGCGCCUCAGCACCAGGGGCUCCGCCGCCUGUGCCCUCCGGUCUGUUUGCUGUGGUGCUGGAAGCGGCUUCCUCAAGCUCCAGGGAUGAGGCUCUACGGGACAAGCGCGCCAAGAUGCUGGCACGUGGGCUGCCGAAACAGAGGCCCAUAGAAGGAGUUAAGCAGGUGGUGGUCUUGGCUUCUGGAAAGGGGGGAGUUGGAAAAUCAACAACAGCAGUAAAUAUAGCCCUUGCCCUAGCAGCAAAUGAUUCGACAAAAGAAGUUGGUUUACUUGAUGCAGACAUAUACGGACCUUCAAUUCCAAAGAUGAUGAACUUAAAAGGAAACCCAGAAUUAACACCAAAAAAUCUAAUGAGGCCCCUUAAGAACUAUGGAAUCGCAUGCAUGUCUAUGGGUUUCUUGAUAGAAGAGACUGCUCCGGUUGUGUGGAGAGGGCUCAUGGUAAUGUCAGCUGUUGAGAAAUUGUUGAGACAGGUUGACUGGGGUCAGCUGGACUAUUUAGUAAUUGACAUGCCACCUGGGACAGGAGAUGUACAGCUGUCAGUCUCGCAGAACAUUCCAAUUGCAGGUAUCUGUGAUCUCUCCACUCCACAAGAUGUGGCUUUAUUGGAUGCACGUAAAGGAGCUGAAAUGUUUAGAAAAGUCCAUGUACCUGUUUUAGGACUAGUUCAAAAUAUGAGUGUUUUCCAGUGUCCCAAAUGUAAGCAUGAGACGCACAUUUUCGGAGCUGAUGGUGUAAGAGAUCUAGCAAAAACCCUUGGAUUGGAUAUUUUAGGAGACAUUCCACUGCAUGUUAAUAUACGGGAAACGUGUGAUUCCGGACAACCUGUUGUGGUCUCGCAGCCUCAAAGCGAUGCGGCUAAAGCCUAUCUAAAGAUAGCUAAGGAAAUAGUAAGACGACUGCCAGUACCGCCUGCUUGA
Charadrius vociferus (killdeer) is the source of this 1422-nucleotide messenger RNA. It is a transcript of the gene NUBPL, whose product is annotated as nucleotide binding protein-like. The record is from RefSeq and is a predicted model, not a curated record. Gene Ontology annotation, biological process: mitochondrial respiratory chain complex I assembly; iron-sulfur cluster assembly. Gene Ontology annotation, molecular function: 4 iron, 4 sulfur cluster binding; ATP-dependent FeS chaperone activity; ATP binding. The transcript has 13 exons. NCBI's taxonomy places the organism in Eukaryota, Metazoa, Chordata, Aves, Charadriiformes, Charadriidae. Gene Ontology annotation, cellular component: mitochondrion. The coding region runs from base 1 to 1422 and encodes 473 amino acids.